Melitaea cinxia (Glanville fritillary) is the source of this 4155-nucleotide messenger RNA. It is a transcript of the gene Spt5, whose product is annotated as transcription elongation factor SPT5. The transcript has 6 exons. Gene Ontology annotation, molecular function: mRNA binding. The record is from RefSeq and is a predicted model, not a curated record. Gene Ontology annotation, cellular component: DSIF complex. Gene Ontology annotation, biological process: regulation of transcription by RNA polymerase II; regulation of DNA-templated transcription elongation; transcription elongation by RNA polymerase II. Bases 209 to 3409 code for a protein of 1066 amino acids. Lineage: Eukaryota; Metazoa; Arthropoda; Insecta; Lepidoptera; Nymphalidae.
ACGUUUGAUUUUGCUUAAAUCAGUCUGUAACUCUGUAUAUGAAUAAAAACUUGGCUGCCAUAUUCGUAUUUCGUCUGUGACUGUCACGUUUGCUGUUAAUUUUGUCGUAGGUAGUAGGUACACAGUCGCAAUCGACAUAUUUUGCUGAAAAAGGCAUAUUUAUGCAUAAAUGUUUUCUAAAUAAAUGACUGUUUAACGUUAAGUGAGAAUGUCGGAUUCAGAAGGUAGUAACUUUUCUGGAAGUGGUUCAGACGCAGGCAGUGUAGUGUCGAAUCGAUCAAGAAGAAGUGCUGCAUCAAAUCGUUCGGCUAAGUCGGGCUCCCGUUCACGAUCUCGUUCACAGUCUGGUAGCCGAAGUCCCUCAAAGUCUCCAUCUAGGUCACGUUCUAGAUCGAGGUCACGCUCACGUUCUCGCUCCAGGAGCCGCUCAGCCGGAUCGGAUGGCAGUCGAAACAGAGACGAUGAAGCUAAAGAGGCAUCCGGCGAUGAAGAAGUUGAGGAUGAACAAGAGCCAGAGGGAGAAGAUUUAGUUGACUCCGAAGAAUAUGACGAAGAUGAAGAAGAAGAGAGACGCAGGAAGAAAAGGAAGAAGGAUAGUCGUUAUGGAGGUUUUAUUAUUGAUGAAGCUGAGGUCGAUGAUGAAGUUGACGAAGAUGAUGAAUGGGAAGAAGGAGCCCAAGAAAUGGGCAUUGUUGGCAAUGAGGUCGAUGAAAUUGGACCCACGGCGCGGGAGAUUGAAGGUCGACGGCGAGGAACCAACCUCUGGGACUCACAGAAGGAAGAGGAAAUCGAAGAGUAUCUGAGGAACAAAUAUGCAGAUGAAUCAGCUGCACUCAGACAUUUUGGUGACGGAGGCGAGGAAAUGUCUGACGAGAUCACUCAGCAAACCCUCCUGCCUGGAAUCAAGGAUCCUAACUUGUGGAUGGUCAAAUGCCGUAUCGGUGAAGAGAAAGCAACUGUACUCUUACUUAUGAGGAAGUUCAUAACUUAUCAGAACACCCCAGAAUCAUACCAGAUUAAGUCAGUAGUAGCACCUGAAGGUGUAAAAGGUUAUAUUUAUAUAGAAGCGUACAAACAGACGCACGUAAAAGCUAUCAUCGAUAAGGUUGGAAAUUUGAAAAUAGGUACUUGGAAACAGGAAAUGGUACCAAUUAAAGAAAUGACUGAUGUAUUACGAGUUGUCAAGGAACAGUCAGGCUUGAAACCAAAACAGUGGGUGCGGUUAAAGAGAGGUCUCUUUAAGGAUGACAUAGCUCAAGUGGACUAUGUCGAUUUAGCUCAAAAUCAAGUACAUUUGAAACUGCUACCUAGAAUAGACUAUACAAGACUGAGAGGAGCUUUAAGGACUGUUCAGAGCGAAGGCGAGGCCGCUAAGCGAAAGAAGAAGCGCAGGCCUGCCGCGAAACCUUUCGACCCUGAAGCUAUCCGUGCUAUCGGCGGCGAGGUCACUUCCGAUGGUGACUUUUUGAUAUUUGAAGGAAACAGAUACUCACGAAAAGGUUUUCUUUACAAAAAUUUCCCAAUGUCUGCUAUAUUAGCGGAGGGAGUUAAGCCUACUCUUACCGAAUUAGAAAGAUUUGAGGAACAGCUCGAAGGAAUCGACAUCGAGCUCGCGGCCCCCGCCAAGGACGACCCGACGAGCUUACAUUCCUUCUCUAUGGGAGAUAAUGUCGAAGUGAGCACCGGCGAUCUGGCCAACCUUCAGGCUCGAAUUAUCGCCAUAGACGGGUCAAUGAUCACGGUUAUGCCAAAGCACGACGCUUUAAAGGAUCCACUCGUAUUUAAGCCGAACGAACUGCGAAAAUACUUCAAGCAGGGAGAUCACGUGAAAGUACUGGCCGGCAGAUAUGAGGGCGACACCGGGCUGAUAGUGAGAGUGGAGCCGCACCGGGUGGUGCUUGUAUCGGACCUGACCAUGCACGAGCUGGAAGUGCUGCCGCGGGACCUGCAGCUGUGCUCCGACAUGGCCACCGGCGUGGACUCGCUGGGCCAGUUCCAGUGGGGCGACAUGGUGAUGCUCGACGCGCAGACCGUCGGCGUCAUCGUGCGCCUGGAGAAGGAGAACUUCCACGUGCUCGGCAUGCAGGGCAAGGUCAUCGAGUGCAAGCCGCAGGCGCUGCAGAAGCGCCGCGAGAGCCGCUUCACCAUGGCGCUGGACUCCGAGCACAACAGCAUCCAGAAGAAGGACAUCGUGAAGGUGAUCGACGGGCCGCACGCCGGCCGCGAGGGCGAGAUCAAGCACCUGUAUCGCAACUUCGCGUUCCUGCAGUCGCGCAUGUACCUCGACAACGGCGGCAUAUUCGUGUGCAAGACGCGCCACCUGCAGCUGGCGGGCGGCGCCAAGGCCUCGGCCGCCGCCAACGGACUGGCGCUGGGCUUCAUGUCGCCGCGCAUCCAGUCGCCGCUGCACCCGUCGGCGCGGGGCGGGCGGGGGCGGGGCCGCGGGGGGCGCGGCCCGGCCGCGCGCGACCGCGAGCUCAUCGGCCAGACCAUCAAGAUCACCGGCGGGCCCUUCAAGGGCAACGUGGGCAUCGUGCGCGACGCCAACGGCAGCACCGUGCGCGUCGAGCUGCACGCGUCCUGCCAGACCAUCUCCGUGGACCGCGGGCACAUCGCGGCGGCCGGCGGGCCCACCGGCGCGCCCCGCGGCGGACUGUCCAGUUACGGGCGCACGCCGAUGCGCGCGGGCGCGCACACGCCCACGUACCGCGAGGCGGGGCUGAAGACGCCGCUGCAGGGCGCCGCCACGCCCGUGUACGAGGCCGGCAGCCGCACGCCGCACUACGGCGCCAGCACGCCGGCGCACGAGGGCGCGCGCACGCCCGCGCACCCCGCCUGGGACGCGGCCGCGCACACGCCGCGCCCCGACCUGGACCUGGCGCUGGGCCUGCCCGCCUCGCCGCCCGCCUACGACGCGGCCUACUCGCAGGGCCCCUUCACGCCGCAGACGCCGGGCACGAUGUACGGCUCGGACCACACGUACAGCCCCUACCGGCCGAGCCCCAGCCCCGGCUACGCGGCCGGCUACCUGGGCACGCCCAGCCCGGGCGCGCGCUCGCCGGGCUCGGCGGACGAGGACGCGGACUGGCCGGCGCCCGAGCUGGAGGUGCGCGUGCGCGGCGGCGCGGACGCGGCGCUGCGCGGGCAGGCGGGCGCCGUGCGCGGCGUGUCGGGCGCGUCGUGCGCCGUGUUCCUGCCGGCCGAGGACCGCGUGCUCAACCUGCCCGCGCACCUGCUGGAGCCCGUCGUGCCGCACAGCGGCGACCGCGUCAAGGUGAUAGCGGGCGAGGACCGCGAGGCGGUGGGUCAGCUGAUCUCCAUCGAGAACCAGGAGGGGGUCGUCAAGUUCGGCUCCGACGACAUCAAGAUCAUGCAGCUGAGACACCUCUGCAAGAUGGCGUCCACGUAGGCCGACGCAUGACGACGAUGUUACAUGUUAUUAGAUACCAUAUAUACCGUCAAAUCAUUUGCUAUUCAAUAAAAAUGCAGCGCAAAGCUGCAUCUUGCAAAACCUGUGCGUGUGUGAUGAGACAUUAAAUUCUUUUUUUUUUUACCUGUUUUAAAAUGAUAUUAUACAAUUUUUUUUCAUAAAACUGUCAACUUUUUUCAAACUUUUUAUCCUAAAUAUACCCGCGAUAUAUUAGACUUAUUAUAUUUAAACUUAUUACUAUAACAGAUUCACUAGCUAAAAUCAAAACGGAUGUAACACACACGCACACAGCGCAAAGACAAUUGAACAGUCUAUACCUUACUAUCUUGUGUAUUUUAAAAUAUACCCAUGAAGCACUUGUUAGUGUUAUUUUAUUAUUCUUAAGCAAAAAAAAAAUGUUAACUUUUACGUGUAGGCAACAAAACAACUACCACUGUAAUAUUGUUACAUUAUGCUUUGCCAAUUAAAGUCCUGCAGAUCGCUAACACACUUACUCAGAAGUAGGUGGUAUAGCCCUAUCCGUGUUGUAAGGUUCAAAUCCAACGUUUUUUUUUUUUUUUUUACUCGUACAAUGUUUGUUACCAUCCAGCUGUAAAAUAAUUCACUUUUGGAAACAGGAAUUACCAAGUCUUAUGGUCAGCUUGGUACAGACUAGACGUCUAAUAUAUUUCACCUUCCAAAUAUUUUGCAGUAUCCUCAACAAAUAAAAAUCUUUAAUAUAAAAA